Peronospora farinosa is the source of this 390-nucleotide messenger RNA. The record is from the annotation of a GenBank genome assembly. NCBI's taxonomy places the organism in Eukaryota, Oomycota, Peronosporomycetes, Peronosporales, Peronosporaceae.
AUGAUGCUUUGGGCAUACUCGCGAAGUGGGGAAAUGAUAAGAAAACUCGUCGAUCUACCGGAAUAUAUGGCACUGGCACUAGAUACGCAAGAAGUUAUGUGGAUUCGUUAUUUGCUGAAAGAGAUGGGUGUCACAUGUAAGACUGCGACUACAGUGCACAUGGACAACAAGUCGGCUAUAAGUAUUGCGACGAAUCAGGGAUAUACUCCAAGAGCUAAGCCCAUUGACCUUAGGAUGCAUUUUGUUCGAGACCACAUUGAGCAAGGUGAUAUCCAGCUCAAACAUGUUCCGUCAGCUAUGCAACUUGCGGAUUACCUGACGAAGCCACUUGGUGCUCCGCAAUUGAUGAGACUACGCGAUGAAACUGGAAUUCGCGAGAGUGCAAGUUGA